AUGACUCGAAAGACUGGUGCUUCCUCAAAACGAGAUCCGAAAGGGGAAAGGAAAGGGGGGUUGAUCCUGAACCUUGCCCGCCUGGCCUUGCUUUGCCUUGAAUUAGGUAUCAGACAGUGUAAGACGUACCAACUCGUAUCCGAAAACAAGACCGAGGGUAUGACGCUGGGCUAUGCUAAUAAUAACGACGAUCAAGAAAAUGCUGGAAGUGACGAACGGGAGCUGCUGUGGCACGCUCGGGUAUGA
This is a messenger RNA of Aspergillus nidulans FGSC A4, 246 nucleotides long. RefSeq lists its product as uncharacterized. The record is from RefSeq and is a predicted model, not a curated record. Bases 1 to 246 code for a protein of 81 amino acids. The transcript is spliced from 4 exons. Lineage: Eukaryota; Fungi; Ascomycota; Eurotiomycetes; Eurotiales; Aspergillaceae.